AUGAAUCGAGCCGUGAAGAUUAGCGAAACACCGAAACGUGUGUUAAUGCCUUCCGCAGCCUUUCGACCGGAAGCGAAGAAAUGGUGCGUUUCUAAAUGUGACGUCGAGAAAUUUCACUUUGAGUGGAACAUUCAGCAAUUUUUGCUUGUAGCUGCCGAGGAUCAGCGUUAUCAGCGAUCUAGCAUUGAAUUUCAAGAAGAACCUUCAAGCUUUAAGUGGAAUUUAGCCAUCAACAACAGACAAAAAGAAUUCGGUUUCGUUGUGACCCAUGGCUAUGAUUCUAAAAAUAGAUGUUACCGAAUAAAGCUGGCAAUUCUUAAUAAAAAAAGGGAAAAGCUUUGGCCUCAGGAGUUUGAUAAUUUUCAAAAUAACGUCACUAGUAAUUAUUUUGUUGACAAGAAAUCAAUAUCAAAUGACGUUUUGUUAACGGACGGAAGUCUAACCAUUUGCUGCGAGAUUGAGUAUGCAGGCGAUAAAAGGGAAAAAGUAACAGAUAAGGAAAUCAUUUACCCUCAACCUAUAAAUUGCAUCAAUCAAAUGGCCACACAGCAGGAACGAUUAUUUGAAGACAUGCAAUUCAGCGACGUCACUCUUAACGUCCAUGGGCGCCAAUUUGAAGCUCACAAAUGUAUUUUGGCAUCCAGCAGCAAUGUAUUCAAGGCCAUGUUCCAGCAUCACACCAAGGAGAAGAUCACGAAUCAAGUUGUGAUUGAAGACAUUCAACCUGAAGUAUUUCACCAACUUCUCCGUUUCAUUUAUACCGGCCGCUUGACUUCAACCACCCUGGAAACAAUGGCCACCAGACUGUUUGCGGCUGCCGACAAAUAUUUGCUGGAUCAACUGAAAUCCGAAUGCGAGUCUCAUUUGCGUCUUCGAAUGUCGGCUGACAAUUGUCUGGAAUUACUUCUGCUCAACGACCAGAUCCACCCAGCAGAUAAUUUGAAGCAGAGUGCGGUGGAUUUCUUCCGGCGUUAUCCAAGCGAAGUGAUGGCGACCGACGGAUGGAAAAAGGCGAAACAGGAGCAUCCCAAUCAUUCUUUUUGGAUUCUUUUUGUGGAAAUUAUGGAGAACGUCCAUCGUUGUUAG
Molecule: messenger RNA, 1086 nt
Organism: Daphnia pulex (common water flea)
Lineage: Eukaryota; Metazoa; Arthropoda; Branchiopoda; Diplostraca; Daphniidae
Product: speckle-type POZ protein-like
Exons: 1
Coding region: 1-1086 (361 amino acids)
Biological process (GO): regulation of proteolysis; proteasome-mediated ubiquitin-dependent protein catabolic process
Cellular component (GO): cytoplasm; nucleus
Molecular function (GO): ubiquitin protein ligase binding
Source: RefSeq, a predicted model, not a curated record